UGUUCAAACAAAGAAGCAACAACAGCUAGUGAUAACAAACACAGCCGGCUGGUAAUACUCAAAACAUUGGAUCCCUUUCUUGAUAUAUAACAAUUGCAGAACUAAGAUCCGACAAAAUCAAUAAACUUCUAUAUAAAACAUCGAACCAGAGUUAGUUGCAUAUACCCAUUCCCACCUUCAAGAAGUAGUCGAAAAAAUCCCUCUUGAGAGGGGCAAAAUGGGCAACAAAGAUGGCAUUUUUCGAUACGCCGAUAGAACAGACAAGUUGCUUAUGUUUUUCGGGACUUUGGGUAGCAUCGGAGAUGGAUUGCAAAUCCCUCUAAUGAUGUUUGUCCUAAGUGGUGUGAUAAACGAGUAUGGAGACCUUAACACAAAAGUCUCGAUGAGUACGGUCAACACGUAUGCGCUUAAACUACUCUACGUUGCAAUUCUAGUGGGACUGUCUGCUUUUAUCGAAGGAUUGUGUUGGGCAAGAACAGCAGAGAGACAGAGUUCUAGGAUGAGAUUGGAGUACCUUAAAUCUGUCCUUAAACAAGAAGUGGGAUUCUUCGACUCUCAGACAGCAGAUUCUUCGACUACGUAUCAGAUUGUGUCGACAAUAUCGUCGGAUUCCAGCACAAUCCAAGUCACCAUAGGAGAGAAGAUACCUGACUGCGUCGCCUACAUGUCAUCCUUCUUCUUCUGCCUCGUAUUCGCAUUUUCGCUAUCAUGGAAGCUCACUUUGGCCGCCAUACCCUUCACGCUGAUGUUCAUCGUACCGGCACUUGCAUUCGGCAAAAUGAUGAUGGAUGUGGCAAUUAAGACAAUCGAGUCUUACGCAGUCGCAGGUGGAAUAGCAGAACAGGCUGUUUCCUCAAUCAGGACGGUGUACUCGUAUGUUGCUGAAAAUCAGACAUACGAAAAUUUCAGCAGAGCCCUUCAGACAACAAUGGAGCUCGGGAUAAGACAAGGUUUUGCACGAGGUUUGAUGAUGGGGAGUAUGGGAGUUAUUUAUGUCAGCUGGGGUUUUCAGGCUUUUGUGGGUUCGCUUCUUGUUAGUAAACAUGGAGAAAAAGGUGGCGAUGUGUUUGUGGCUGGAUUCAAUGUGCUCAUGGGAGGAUUAAAUAUUUUGACUGCUCUCCCGAAUCUAACAGCAAUCACCGAAGCGAAAUCAGCUGCAGUUCGGAUAACAGAGAUGAUCGAUCGUAAACCAGCCAUCGAUUCCGACGAUAGAAAAGGAAAAGCUCUAUCGCACGUGAGAGGCGAAAUUCAAUUCAAAGGUGUUUACUUCAACUACCCUUCAAGACCCGAUACGCCAAUCCUACAAGGAUUGGAUCUCACGGUGCCAGCUGGCAGAACCGUGGGCCUCGUUGGAGGCAGCGGGUCCGGAAAAUCCACAAUUGUUUCGUUGCUUCAAAGAUUCUACGACCCUAUAGAAGGCGAAAUUUUACUCGACGGUUACAAAAUAAAUAGGCUCCAUCUCAAGUGGUUAAGAUCACAAAUGGGAUUGGUUAAUCAAGAACCGGUCCUCUUUGCAACGUCUAUUAAAGAAAAUAUAUUGUUUGGGAAGGAAGGGGCUUCGAUGGAGGAUGUGGAGAAAGCAGCUAAGGCAGCAAAUGCACAUGAUUUCAUUGUUAAACUAACGGAUGCAUACGAAACUCAAGUUGGACAAUUCGGAGUUCAAUUAUCCGGGGGGCAAAAGCAGCGAAUAGCCAUAGCGAGAGCUCUGAUAAGGGAUCCGAAGAUAUUGCUACUCGACGAAGCCACGAGCGCACUCGAUACAGAAUCCGAGCGAGUAGUACAGAAGGCUAUAGACGAGGCUUCCAAGGGAAGAACCACCAUUGUCAUAGCCCACCGCCUCUCCACCAUCAAAACGGCUAACCUGAUCGUAGUCCUCAAAUCUGGUCAAGUGGUCGAAUCGGGCUCGCACGACGAGCUCAUGCAAAUCAACGGUGGAGAUUACCUCAAAAUGGUCGAGCUCCAACAAUCAUCAGCACCACCGCAGAGUAACGGAAACUCAACCAAUACCACUCCUAGGAAUAACGGAAGAAAUCAACAUAGGAUGUCAAGCCCACGAACGCCAGCUCUGCACCCUUUCAGCCCAGCAUUUUCAAGGAGUGGGCCCUUUUCAGCUCCUUACUCAAUUCAAUACGAGCCUACAUAUGAAAGUGACGAUGAAGAUACAGUAAAUAAACAAAAUUACGAGGCUCCAUCACAAUGGCGGUUGCUCAAAAUGAACAAACCCGAGCAUGGGAGAGCUUUACUUGGAUGCUUAGGUGCAAUAGGCUCGGGAGCCGUUCAACCAAUCAACGCCUACUGCGUGGGGGCACUAAUAUCGGUCUACUUCAGAACGGAUACAUCUUCGAUUCCAUCGCACGCCAGAGGAUAUUCUCUCGUAUUCGUCGGCCUAGGAGUAUUCAACUUCUUCACCAACCUUCUCCAGCACUACAGUUUCGCGAUCAUGGGAGAGAGACUAACCAAAAGGGUCCGGGAGAUGCUUCUUCAGAAAAUAAUGACCUUCGAGAUCGGAUGGUUCGAUCAAGACUCAAACACGAGUGCAGCAAUUUCUGCACGGCUGUCAACGGAGGCAAAUAUGGUUCGAUCACUCGUCGGGGACCGCAUGUCCCUCUUGGCUCAGGCGAUUUUCGGAGCCACGUUCGCGUACGUGCUAGGACUCUAUUUAUCGUGGAAGCUAGCUCUCGUGAUGAUGGCGGCUCAGCCUUUACUCAUCGGGAGCUUCUACAUGAGGAGCGUUUUGAUCAAGAGCAUGUCUGCAAAAGCCCAACAAGCACAAAAGGAAGGAAGCCAACUCGCAAGUGAAGCAGUGAUCAACCACAGAACCAUCACAGCCUUUUCUUCUCAAAAACGGAUCGUGGGCCUUUUUAGAGACACGUUAGAAGGGCCGAGGAAAGAGAGCAUUCGACAGUCUUGGUUUGCGGGGGCCGGUUUAUUCAGCUCGCAAUUUCUCGCGGCAGCUUCAACUUCUCUAGCUUACUGGUACGGUGGAAAGCUGUUAUCACAGGGGAAGAUAUCCCCCGAAAAUCUUUUCCAAGCAUUUCUGGCACUUCUAUUCACCGCAUACACCAUUGCUGAAGCUGGGAGUAUGACCAACGACAUAUCCAGAGGAAGCAGCGCCGUCGGAUCGGUUUUCUCGAUCCUCGAUCGGACUAGCGAGAUCGAUCCGGAGGUCUCGUGGCGAAACGGCGAAAUUAGGAGAGGUGUUAGGGGCAGAGUUGAACUGAAAAACGUGGUUUUCGCCUAUCCGUCGAGGCCAGAGCAGAUGAUCUUGAAAGGGCUCAGCCUGAAAAUUUCUGCGGGGACAACUGUGGCUUUAGUGGGGCAGAGCGGCUCCGGAAAAUCGACAAUCGUUUCUCUUAUCGAGAGAUUUUACGAUCCGAUCAAUGGGUCGGUGCUCAUUGAUGAGAAGGAUGUUAGAGAUUACAACUUGAGAGCAUUGAGAUCACACAUUGGCUUAGUCAGCCAAGAGCCUACCCUCUUUGCAGGAACCAUCUAUGAAAACAUUGCCUACGGGAGAAAGGAUGCCAGAGAAUCCGAGAUACGAAAAGCUGCAAUUCUCGCAAAUGCACAUGAAUUUAUAAGUGGUAUGAAAGAAGGAUAUGAAACUUACUGUGGAGAAAGAGGAGUGCAGCUCUCUGGUGGGCAGAAGCAGAGAAUAGCAUUAGCUCGAGCCAUAUUGAAGGACCCUGCGAUUCUUCUGCUCGAUGAAGCAACCAGUGCUUUAGAUAGUGUUUCGGAGAGCUUGGUUCAAGAAGCACUUGAGAAGAUGAUGGUCGGUCGAACGUGCAUCGUUGUGGCUCAUCGAUUGUCCACUAUACAAAAAUCGAACGCCAUUGCUGUGAUUAAAGAUGGGAGAGUUGUCGAACAAGGUUCGCAUUCUGAUCUACUGGCUAUGGGGAAUCGGAGCACUUACUUUUCGCUGGUUAAAUCACAGCACAGGGUGUAGACUGUAAACUGCAAACUUUAGUUAUUGAUCGAGAUUAGGACAAAAUCGAAGAGUUUGAUAUCAACCAUGAUUUCCAAACUACAGGAUAGUACUAUGUAAAUUGUAUCUUUCUUUAUGAGUGUAAGAUGUGUUUGUGAACCAAGAAGAGUUAUAUCUGUCACUUUAACUUA
Erythranthe guttata (spotted monkey flower) is the source of this 4113-nucleotide messenger RNA. RefSeq names its product putative multidrug resistance protein. Lineage: Eukaryota; Viridiplantae; Streptophyta; Magnoliopsida; Lamiales; Phrymaceae. Gene Ontology annotation, cellular component: membrane. Gene Ontology annotation, biological process: transmembrane transport. Gene Ontology annotation, molecular function: ABC-type transporter activity; ATP binding; ATP hydrolysis activity. The record is from RefSeq and is a predicted model, not a curated record.